AUGGCUAACGAUGAUGAUGUUCCUCCUGGAUUCAACAAUGUGGGUGAUAACAGAGUGAUCCCGCAGGAUCCAAAUCAGCAGAAUGCACAAGGCCAGAACAAUGAUGGGCAGAGAGCGCCAACUUUGAUGGAAUUCUUUCAGCCAAAUGUGGGCAACACUACUCAUGGCUACUUUGCUCAUCCUGUGCGAACGCCUCACUAUGAAAUCAAGACGAGUUUCAUUCAACUCUUAGAGGCUCGUUGUCAGUUCUAUGGUCUGCCUACUGAAGACCCAAAUGCACAUCUUGCAAACUUCCUAGAGGUGUGUAGUACAUUCAAGCUCAGUAACAUGACUGAAGAUGAAGUAUUGUUGCGCUUAUUCUCAUUUUCUCUGAGGGAUAGAGCAAAACAAUGGAUUCAUGCAUUACCUAGAGAGGGGAUCGAUACUUGGCCAGAUUUGGCAAAAGCUUUCAUGAGCAAAUAUUUCUCCAUGGCCAAGACUGCAAAGCUGACAAGGGAUAUUAUGCUCUAUCAGCAAAACGAUGGAGAAUCGAUUCAUGAAGCGUGGGAGCGAUACAAGGAGAUGCAGAGGAAAGUUCCCCAUCAUCACAUCACCAGGGAAAAUCUGAUCCAGAACUUCUACAAUGGGUCCACUGAGUUGGGGAGAAGCGCUAUAGAUGUAGCUGCAGGCGGGUCACUGAUGAGGAAGACAACUGAUGAAGCAUUCGCUUUAUUAGAUGAGAUGGCCAUGAAUGGGUGUACUUGGCCGAAUGAAAGGGCAAGAGUACCUGCGCAGAAAGGACUAAUGGCAAUCACUGCUGAUCCGGCUGUGGAGAAUCUGAAAGCAAAGAAUGCUGCACUGCAAGCUCAGGUUGACAUUCUUAUGAGGCAGGCUGCAGGGAUGACUAUGGGGAAUGUUGCUGCAGUUCAGAGUAGCUGUGAAGUAUGUGGCGAUCCUACCCAUGUGGCAAAUGACUGCUAUGUGAUGGGACAGGGCUCCAAUGAGCAGGUCAAUUUUGUGGGAGGACAGAGGCAGGGCAAUGAUCCUUAUGCUGCUACUUACAAUCCAGGAUGGAGGAAUCACCCAAAUUUCUCAUGGAAGGAUAAUGGGGGUAAUGCCAACAAUCAGGCGGGUCCAACUUUUCAAGGAGGACAAAGGCCACAACAGAAUCAAGGCAACUUCCAGAAUCAAGGGAACUUCCAGAAUCAGGGGAAUUUCCAACAUCAAAAUAAUAGGCCACAGCAUCCACCUGGCUUUCAGCAGGGAGAGUCGCUCCACAGCAAGAUUGAUAAGAUGAUGGAGAUGAUGAUGAAGAAGGAUGCAGAGACGCAGCAAACGUUCAAGAAUCAUGCUGCUACUAUUCAUAACCUUGAGGUGCAGAACCAGCAGAUGGCUAAGGCACUGCAGAACCGAAAUCAAGGGGGUUUACCAUCCACUACUGAGGAAAACCCCAGAGAGCAUCUCAAGGCUAUUGAAUUGAGGAGUGGGAAGGCAUUGGAUGAUCCAUAUGCAGUGAGUGCUACAGCAGAGGCGGAAAAGGAACAGGGUGAGGGUGGUGAGCCUGAAAAGGUAGUCACUAAGCCACCUCCACCACCUCCUUUUGUGCCAAAGGUGCCAUUCCCACAUAGAGUGAAGAAGCCAAAAGACACUUGGAAGUUUCAUCAGUUCUUAGAAACUUUCAAGAAGCUACAAAUCAACAUCAGCUUGGCAGACGCACUGAGAGAGAUGCCACACUACGCCAAGUUCCUGAAAGACAUCAUCACCAACAAGCGUAGUUGGGAAGCAGAGGGCACGGUACCUAUGACGGAGAACUGCAGCUCAAUCAUACUGAGCAAUCUACCGACGAAGCUCAAGGACCCAGGGAGUUUUACUAUUCCUUGUACUAUUGGUCAUAUGCAGUCUGUCAAUUGUUUGUGUGAUUUAGGCGCCAGUAUUAAUUUGAUGCCCUUAUCCCUGUUUCGUAGUAUGUUUGGUGAUCAGCAGGUACAGGCUACACCGAUGAUGCUACAGUUGGCGGAUCACUCUCUGAAGAAGCCACAUGGGAUUGUGGAGGAUGUCUUAGUUAAGGUCAACAAAUUCAUAUUCCCUGUGGAUUUUGUUGUCCUUGACUAUGCAGCUGACAAGGAGUGCCCGAUGAUUUUGGGGCGACCAUUCAUGAACACAGGCAGAGCUCUUAUCGAUGUUCAUGAUGGCAAGCUGACUUUGAGGAUUGGGGAUGAAAGCGUCGAGUUUGACAUGAAGAGAAUCACACGCCAUCCAAAUCCUGAAGAUGAGUGUAUGCGGGUAGACUUGAUAGAUGAGCUAGUGCGAGAGCAACUAGAAGUAGACGGAUCCAACAUGAAUGCUGAUCUGGAUCAAGAGAAAGAUUGUGUAUACAGUCUUGAUGUUGUGCCAGAAGAGGAAGCAUGGAUUGAGGAGCCAGUCACCGAACCGUUGAUGAAGAGCAAGCACAUCACUCCUCCUUCAUCAGAAAGGCCACCUAAGGUGGAGCUCAAGACUCUACCUGCACAUCUUCGGUAUGCUUUCUUGGGAGCUGACAGCACGUUACCUAUCAUUAUCAGCAAUAAGCUUACCAAGAAGCACGAGCAGAGGGUCAUCGAUGUAGUCAAGGGACGUAUCUUGGCUAUAGGGUGGCAGAUAUCCGAUAUCAGAGGGAUCAGCCCAUCAGUAGUGAUGCAUCGGAUUCAUCUCGAGGAUGAGUCUAAGGCAUCUGCACAGAGACAAAGACGGCUGAAUCCUAACAUGAAGGAAGUAGUUCACAAGGAGAUUGUGAAGCUACUGGACGCGGGCAUCAUCUAUCCUAUUUCAGACAGUGCAUGGGUGAGCCCGAUUCAGUGUGUGCCUAAGAAAGGCGGUAUGACAGUCGUAGAGAACGACAAGGGUGAGCAGAUCUCUACUCGCACGGUUACUGGGUGGCGGGUAUGCAUAGACUACAGGAAGCUGAACGCAGAGACAAGGAAGGAUCACUUCCCACUUCCUUUUAUUGAUCAGAUGCUAGAGCGGGUGGCAGGACAUGCAUUCUACUGUUUUCUUGAUGGUUACUCUGGGUACAACCAGAUUAUUAUUUUUCCAGAGGACCAAGAGAAGACUACAUUCACCUGCCCAUAUGGCACUUUUGCUUAUCGCCGUAUGCCGUUUGGUCUCUGCAAUGCACCUGCAACGUUUCAGAGGUGCAUGACUUCGAUCUUCAAUGAUAUGAUUGAAGACAUUAUGGAGGUGUUCAUGGAUGACUUUUCAGUUUUCGGUGAUUCCUUCGAGCGGUGUCUUCAUAACUUAGACCGAGUCCUGCAGAGAUGUGAGGAGACUAAUCUGGUUCUUAACUGGGAGAAAUGCCACUUCAUGGUGGAAGAGGGCAUUGUUUUGGGGCAUAAGGUCUCGAAAGAGGGUAUAGAGGUUGACCGAGCAAAGACUGAGGUGAUCGAGAAGCUGCCACCUCCACUCACAGUGAAGGGAGUCCGUGCCUUCCUAGGCCAUGCAGGGUUUUAUCGACGCUUCAUAAAAGACUUUUCCUCUAUAGCGCGUCCUUUGACCAACUUACUGGUCAAGGAUGUGCCUUUUGUGUUUACUGAUGCCUGUUUAGUUUCUUUUCUCAGGUUAAAGGAAGCACUUGUCACUGCCCCAGUCAUCUCCAGUCCAGAUUGGGAUCUGCCAUUCGAGCUUAUGUGUGAUGCGAGUGACCAGGCUUUAGGGUGCGUUCUGGGGCAAAGGAAGGAGAAGAAGCUGCACGUGAUCUACUAUGCAAGUCGUACCUUGGCAGGAGCCCAGCUGAAUUACACCACUACAGAGAAAGAGAUGUUGGCUGUAGUAUUUGCACUGGAUAAAUUUAGGCCGUAUCUGCUUGGCUCAAAGAUUAUCAUAUACACAGACCAUGCUGCACUUCGAUAUCUUUUUGCCAAGCAAGAUGCCAAGCCUAGGUUGAUUCGAUGGGUGUUGCUCCUGCAAGAGUUUGACUUGGAGAUUAGAGACAAGCGAGGCACAGAGAAUGUGGUAGCUGACCACUUGUCGAGGCUAGAGGUUCCUGAGCCAGUGAUAGCAGGCGAGGUCAUCAAUGAGCGGUUUCCUGAUGAGGCUCUUAUGCUCAUUAAGGAAACGAUGAAUCCAUGGUAUGCUGACUUCGCCAAUUACCUCUCUGCCAACAUCAUGCCAUCUGACUUGAGCAGUCAUCAGCGCAAGAAAUUCAUGUCGGAUGUCCGGCGUUAUCUAUGGGAUGAGCCAUACUUGUUCAAGGUUUGUGCAGAUGGUAUGAUAAGGAGAUGUGUUGCAGAGGAGGAGAUGUUGCCUAUUAUGACCCAGUGUCAUUCUUCAGAUUAUGCGGGUCACUACGGUUCAGCCAGGACGGCAGCACGUGUGUUAGAGAGUGGUUUCUUCUGGCCUACACUAUUCAGUGAUGUCAGAGAUUUUGUGCAGCAUUGUGAUAGGUGCCAGCGGACGGGCAAUAUUUCGAGACGGGAUGAGAUGCCUCUUUCUUCUAUUCAAGAGGUUGAGAUUUUUGACGUCUGGGGCAUUGAUUUCAUGGGACCGUUCCCUAUGUCAUACGGGAACCAGUACAUCUUGGUUUGUGUCGACUAUGUGUCGAAGUGGGUGGAAGCUGCUGCUUUGCCUACUAAUGAUGGAAAGGUAGUACUGAAGUUCCUGAAGAAGCUCAUCAAUAGAUUUGGGGUGCCACGUGCUAUCAUCAGUGAUGGAGGUUCACAUUUCUGCAACAGACAGUUUGAUGCACUGAUGAAGAAGUACAACGUCUACCAUAGAGUGGCGACUCCUUAUCAUCCACAGACUAGUGGACAGGUUGAGGUGUCGAAUAGAGAGCUGAAGCGCAUCCUUGAGAAGACCGUGAAUAGCACGCGCAAAGAUUGGUCUCUGAAGCUGGAUGAUGCGCUAUGGGCAUAUCGAACGGCAUUCAAAACGCCAAUUGGUAUGUCCCCCUACAGAUUGGUCUAUGGGAAGGCGUGUCACUUGCCUGUAGAGUUGGAGCAUCGAGCUUACUGGGCUCUUAAAGAGCUGAAUUUUGAUCCGAGAAUGUCUAAGGAGAAGCGUCUUUUGCAGCUGAAUGAGCUUGAUGAGUUCCGGCUGACGGCAUAUGAGAAUGCUAAGCUCUAUAAAGAAAAGACCAAGAAAUGGCAUGAUGCUCAUAUUGUACCUAAAAAGUUUACAGCAGGCAGUUAUGUGCUACUGUAUAACUCUCGCUUGCGUCUUUUCCCUGGAAAGCUGAAAUCAAGAUGGAGUGGACCAUUCCAAGUGCAACAUGUUGCUGAUCAUGGUGCCAUUGAGCUGAAAAACGCUAAUGGUGAGACCUUCAAAGUUAAUGGACAAAGGUUCGAGUCUUUCGCGUGCAAAAUAUUUCGUUUUUCGGCAGCUGCAGCAGGAGGGCGCGUUGUAAGGCGCUCUAGAAGCAACGCGCCUCGCAACGCGCCCCUGUGUAAGAUGGAGAAGGGCGCGAUGGCUUCAACGCGCCUUGCAACGCGCAAGCCAUCGCGCCUCAACUGA
Molecule: messenger RNA, 5463 nt
Organism: Mercurialis annua (annual mercury)
Lineage: Eukaryota; Viridiplantae; Streptophyta; Magnoliopsida; Malpighiales; Euphorbiaceae
Exons: 2
Coding region: 1-5463 (1820 amino acids)
Biological process (GO): DNA integration
Molecular function (GO): nucleic acid binding
Source: RefSeq, a predicted model, not a curated record